AUGUUUCCAACACUCUCUAUCCUCCGCAGAGAUUGCGAUGGGGAUGACACCUUAUCAAGCUGUUCCAAGCCCACUAGCCGAGCGCUCACAGUCGGUGUCCCAGCCGCGAUAACAGGAGUCCUCCUCUUAACCGCCAUCAUCGUCCUGAUAGUCCUUUACUUCAAGCGCAAGCGCCGCGAUGACCGCGAGGAUCUAGAAGAUCGCCGACGUCGCUCUGGUUUCUACGCUAACUAUGCCACACAACGAUUCGGCGAAGGCGCACCACAAGGACCACAAGCACCGCCACGAAAGGCAUAUGCAACGGAAUCGCGGCGCAGCUCUGGGGAAUCAGUUUUCGAUUACAAACAAGAUCAUGGGCCGUAUCAUCUUGCCCAGUUUAAUGGUCCUGAAGUGCCCAAGGCUGCUGCUACAAGGGUUGUUUCAUAG
Messenger RNA from Penicillium soppii, 426 nucleotides. RefSeq lists its product as uncharacterized. Lineage: Eukaryota; Fungi; Ascomycota; Eurotiomycetes; Eurotiales; Aspergillaceae. The record is from RefSeq and is a predicted model, not a curated record. Bases 1 to 426 code for a protein of 141 amino acids. The transcript has 2 exons.